AUGGCCUCAACGAGGGCUGGCCUCGGAGGUGGUGGUCGAGGAAGUCAACAUGACCUCAACGUGGGCUGGCCUCGGAGGUGCAGAGGUGGGGGUCGAGGAAGUCAACAUGACCUCAACGUGGGCUGGCCUCGGAGGUGCAGAGGUGGGGGUCGAGGAGGUCAACAUGACCUCAACGAGGGCUGGCCUCGGAGGUGCAGAGGUGGGGGUCGAGGAGGUCAACAUGACCUCAACGAGGGCUGGCCUCAGAGGUGCAGAGGGGGGGUCGAGGAGGUCAACAUGACCUCAACGAGGGCUGGCCUCGGAGGUGCAGAGGUGGGGGUCGAGGAAGUCAACAUGACCUCAACGAGGGCUGGCCUCGGAGGUGCAGAGGUGGGGGUCGAGGAGGUCAACAUGACCUCAACGAGGGCUGGCCUCGGAGGUGCAGAGGUGGGGGUCGAGGAAGUCAACAUGACCUCAACGUGGGCUGCCCUCGGAGGUGCAGAGGUGGGGGUCGAGGAAGUCAACAUGACCUCAACGAGGGCUGGCCUCGGAGGUGCAGAGGUGGGGGUCGAGGAGGUCAACAUGACCUCAACGAGGGCUGGCCUCGGAGGUGCAGAGGUGGGGGUCGAGGAGGUCAACAUGACCUCAACGAGGGCUGGCCUCGGAGGUGGUGGUCGAGGAGGUCAACAUGACCUCAACGAGGGCUGGCCUCGGAGGUGCAGAGGUGGGGGUCGAGGAGGUCAACAUGACCUCAACGAGGGCUGGCCUCGGAGGUGGUGGUCGAGGAGGUCAACAUGA
This is a messenger RNA of Procambarus clarkii (red swamp crayfish), 777 nucleotides long. The record is from RefSeq and is a predicted model, not a curated record. Lineage: Eukaryota; Metazoa; Arthropoda; Malacostraca; Decapoda; Cambaridae.